GGUGGUUUUACCUCAGCAUGUGUGUGUGUGUAUAUAUGACUGAAACUGAAAAGUGAUCACAAAAGAGUGCAGGGUGUUAGAGAGAAUGAUGAUGGGUUGACCUUUGGAGAGCAUCUCACCUAAAAAACCCGGAGAACAUGGAAGCCAAAAAGGUCCUCCAUUUUGUGCCAUCUGAUGCUCCAUCGACCGGGAGGUCCAAGAAUGGAUAUGUUUUCCAAGAGAUGGAGCUGCAGGAUGGGGCACAGGAGGAUUGUGAGCAAGAUUCACCUGUCUCUCAUAAGGACAUAUAUGAAAACCAGAUCCAGAUCAGUGUUUCAGGUCCUGACUGCCCUGAGUUUGGGCUUUUAAACACAACAAGAAAAUAUGUGAAGCCAAUGAACUUCCAGGAGGAAGUGCGCGCCCACAGAGAUCUGGAUGACUUCCUGGCUCAGGCAAGCAUCCUUUUAGAUGAAAAAGCCACCACUCUGGAUGAGGUCCUCAGGCGAAUGUUAACUCAUAUGGUGGAGGAUGGCCACGGGAGCUGUGAUGCAGACGAGGUCAUGAACUCACUGUUCACAGACGCAGGAGGGAAGGAGUUUAAUGUUCACCUUCUGUCAGAGACCAUUCAAGGUGUGACUGCUACUUCCACUGGCAUUCGUUACCAGCAGUCCUGGCUUUGUAUUCUCUCCAAUGUCAGAAACCUGCAGAGACGCCAUGUCUGCAUUGCUCGCCUGGAGAGGCCACAGAACUGGGGCACCAACUGCUGCGAGACUCGAUAUGUCAUCCUCAUCCUGGCCCCUCCUAGAACGAAAAGCACCAAGACGGCCAUUGAACUCAGUCGAACAUUUUCCACAAUGUUCUCUGACAUUUCAUUCAGGCAGAAGCUACUGGAGGCGAAGACCCAGCAGGAGUUCAAACAGGAGCUGGUCUACCAGCGACAGCAGCUCUCCAUGGUCACUGAGAAGCUGGUCGUAGAGGAAAUAGAGGAUUCAGAUCCACGUAGAGGAAAAUCACUUCAGUGCAUAGAUUUCUUUAAAGCUGGAAAAGGUGUUUAUGAUGAUCUCCGUCGCAGACUUCCCCUCUACCCUUCAGACUUCACAGAUGGUAUAACUGGGAAGGACCGCUGUCUGCUGAAGUAUACUACCACUGCUAUUUUUCUCUACAUUGCCAUUCUGCUGCCUGCUAUUGCCUUUGGCUCACUGAAUGACGAAAGCACAAGGGGAGAGAUAGAUGUUCAGAAGACCAUUGUUGGCCAGAGCAUUGGAGGAGUGAUCUACUCUUUGUUUGCUGGAUCACCACUUGUCAUUCCACUGACAACUGCACCACUGGCCAUUUUCAUAAGCGUCAUCAGGGGCAUCUGUGAUGACUACGAUCUCGACUUUGACGCUUUCUAUGCCUGCAUUGGUUUAUGGAACAGUCUGUUCCUCAUCCUAGGAGGCUUAUUUAAUGUCAGCCUGCUGAUGAAACUCUUCAAACGCUCAACAGAAGAAGUCAUUGCAUUGUUCAUCUCCAUAGCAUUUGUCGGGGAUGCAGUGAAAGGCACUGUCAAAAUUUUUCAGCACUUCUACCAUGGGCCCACACUGGCAACCACAAACAGCACAUUGGUGCUCCAGCAGAUAACCGAGAUUCUAGAGAAGACGAAGAACCAGACGGGACACAUGCUUGGUGAUCAUAAUGGAACUGUUUUAGUGACGGGACAUGAAGGAGAUCAUGCUUUAAUCUCUCUGCCUGCAUCUCUGGUGUUGUGCACAAGAGAAAGGCCCGUCCUCUGUCUGCUGCUCAUGUUGGGGACUUUAUGGCUGGGUUACGCCCUGUACCUCAUCAAGAGGAGCCCGUAUCUGAAUGACAAAAUCAGAGAGGUGGUGUCUGACUGUGCUUUGCCUAUCUCUGUGGUGAUAUUCUCCUUCAUUGGCUCUUACCUUUUCAUCGACAUACAGCUUCCUGUAUUCAGUGUCCACGAUGGCCGGAUCUUCAACUUCCCUCCAUUUGAAAAGCUGUCAGGAAUGAACACAUUGAGUGCAGUGGGGCUGGGUUUCCUCCUUGCGUUGCUCAUCUUUAUUGACCAGAACAUUGUCAUCUCACUCACACAUGUACCAGAACACAAGUUGCUAAAAGGCACAGCAUUCCACUGGGACUUAAUGCUGACUGGCUUCAUCAACAUCCUCAUGUCCUGUCUGGGGUUGCCAUGGAUGCAUGCUGCCUUCCCCCAUUCCUCCCUACACGCCCGUCAGCUGGCCAAAGUGGAACAGCACGUAGAAAACGGACACCUCUACACGACUAUUGUCAGUGUGAAGGAGACACGUCUGACCUCGCUGGUGGCGAACAUCCUGAUUGGCCUGUCUGCUUUCAUGCUGCCCAUUCCUCUGCAGUGGAUCCCCAAGCCUGUCCUCUAUGGCCUGUUUCUCUACAUCGCAGCCACUUCACUUGAUGGAAACCAGAUGGUGGACCGCAUGGCCCUGCUGCUUAAAGAACAGACCUCCUAUCCUCCCACCCACUAUAUUCGCCGUGUGCCUCAGAGGAAGAUCCACUACUUCACGGGGGUCCAGAUGAUCCAGCUAAUCAUCCUGUGUGCGUUUGGGAUGUAUCCUCUGCCCUACAUGAAGAUGGUCUUCCCCCUUCUGAUGAUCCUGCUGGUCCCUGUCAGGACCAGCCUGCUUCCCAGAAUAAUCGACGCCAAGUAUCUGGAUAUCAUGGACUCCCAGCACAUGUAGAACAACAGAGCGACCCUAUGAAAACAUAUAUUUUCUCCAGCUGGAAGGGAAACAGACUCAGAACUCAAUGAUUGUGUUACUAACUAAAUGAAAUGCAUUUGGACUGCAAGCUUUCGAUGCGAGUGCUCUGCUGGUGACUGAAACGACCAUUUACACCCAUCAUUUUCUUUGCCACUGUAAAAAAAAUGCUUUGUCCACCACACAUUUAUCAAUGUAGCCGACUUUCAUAUGUAAGAUUCCUACAUCUUUAUAUUACUUCUGUUUUACUGCUUCUGUUCACACACAGACACAUCUGUUUUGAGCUGUCAGAGACAUGUUUUGUAAUAUUUAAAAUAAAAUGUUAAUCAUUUUAAUUAAUUUAUGCAUGAUAUCGCUUAAUAGAGAGCUAUUUGGCCGUUGUCCUACUUGGUUUUAAAAUGUGAUAUUGAUGCAGGGUUUCACCACCAGAAAACAAUCCAUAGGGGGAGUCAUUUCUAGGAGUUAAAAACAUGUUGAAGCCAAGUAUCACAAGAUGUUCCAGAUGUUAAGAUGUGAAAAACUGCUAUUUUUGUUGAUAAUUGGCUCUGUACAUUGUAAAUUUUGGUAUUAAAUCAAACUGUUAAGCAAUUAAAGCCCUUUAAAGGA
Larimichthys crocea (large yellow croaker) is the source of this 3314-nucleotide messenger RNA. RefSeq names its product sodium bicarbonate transporter-like protein 11. The record is from RefSeq and is a predicted model, not a curated record. Bases 138 to 2690 code for a protein of 850 amino acids. The transcript has 20 exons. Gene Ontology annotation, cellular component: plasma membrane; basolateral plasma membrane. Lineage: Eukaryota; Metazoa; Chordata; Actinopteri; Sciaenidae. Gene Ontology annotation, biological process: transmembrane transport; monoatomic ion homeostasis; monoatomic anion transport. Gene Ontology annotation, molecular function: solute:inorganic anion antiporter activity.